CACAAUAUGAUAUUACUGAAAAAGAAGAUAUAGGUUAAUAGUGUUUAUUAAUUUAUCAAAGUUUGUUUCGAGUUAAGUGUUAAAUAUUUACUAGAAAUUGAAACAUGAUGCCUGUACAAACUAUUAAUAACCAAUCAGGAAUUCCUGAUAAAAUGUGGCAACCUCCUUUCGUUCAAUUUGAAACGACAAUGGGGGAAUUCGUUGUUGAAUUAUAUUGGAAACAUGCGCCGAAUACCUGUAGAAAUUUUGCAGAAUUAGCUCGAAGAGGUUACUACAACAAUGUUAUUUUCCAUAGAAUAAUACGCGACUUUAUGAUACAAGGAGGAGACCCCACCGGAACUGGAAAAGGAGGUACAUCUAUAUAUGGACAAACUUUUAGAGAUGAAAUCCAUCCAGAAUUAAAACAUAGUGGUGCUGGGAUUCUCUCUAUGGCUAAUUCUGGGCCUGAUACUAAUGGUUCGCAAUUUUUUAUUACACUGGCCCCAACCCAGUGGUUAGAUGGAAAACAUGCCAUUUUUGGGAGAAUAUAUUCAGGGAUGAAUAUUAUUAAUAGAAUAGGACUUGUAGCUACUGAUAGAAACGAUAGACCUGUAGAAGAAAUUAAGAUAAUAAAAGGAAAAGUACUGAAAAGCUGAAUAUUGUGAGAAUUGAAAUGUUUAAUCUAUUGAACGUGUCUUACUAAAAACUGAAAUAAUGUACCUAAUUGUAAGCUUUUUAAGUUUAAUCUGUUUUUCAAUUUGGUAAGUCAAUGAUUUAUUUUUUACUUUUAUAUGUAAUUUGAACAUCCUAGACUUUCCUAGGUGCGCUGAAUUUAGCUAACUAUAAAUGUAGUGUGACAAUGAAUUUAUGAAGCAUUUUUUCCAAAUAAAAAUGACUGUAACAACUGUACUGUAUUCUGUAAGUUUGGUAUGAA
Diorhabda carinulata is the source of this 913-nucleotide messenger RNA. RefSeq lists its product as uncharacterized. Gene Ontology annotation, cellular component: catalytic step 2 spliceosome. The transcript has a single exon. Lineage: Eukaryota; Metazoa; Arthropoda; Insecta; Coleoptera; Chrysomelidae. Gene Ontology annotation, biological process: protein peptidyl-prolyl isomerization; protein folding. The record is from RefSeq and is a predicted model, not a curated record. Gene Ontology annotation, molecular function: peptidyl-prolyl cis-trans isomerase activity. The coding region runs from base 105 to 635 and encodes 176 amino acids.